Molecule: messenger RNA, 2172 nt
Organism: Poecilia latipinna (sailfin molly)
Lineage: Eukaryota; Metazoa; Chordata; Actinopteri; Cyprinodontiformes; Poeciliidae
Gene: sting1
Product: stimulator of interferon response cGAMP interactor 1
Exons: 7
Coding region: 365-1552 (395 amino acids)
Biological process (GO): positive regulation of macroautophagy; positive regulation of type I interferon production; innate immune response
Cellular component (GO): endoplasmic reticulum membrane; autophagosome
Molecular function (GO): cyclic-di-GMP binding; 2',3'-cyclic GMP-AMP binding
Source: RefSeq, a predicted model, not a curated record
CUUUAAAAACUAAUUUAAAAACUAACUGAAUGAAAUAAUGCUAAACUAUAAUGAAAACCACAAAACUGUAUAACACUAGUGUGAAUAUAUGCUGGGUAAUCUUUAAGUCACCAUAAGAUUUAGUGUUUUAUCUCUGCCCUUUACCAUGUUUCAGGCUGAUUACGAUCAGCUUAACAACAAGGUCUGACCUAACCUCAGUAAACCAACCUGGGCCAACCCACAUAUUACACAGAAAACAGAUGAAAAUGUUUAGAAGAAACUGAAACUGAAAGUGUAUAGGAGGCGGACUCAGACAGGAAGAAGAGGCUCUUUGCAGUAAAGAAAUCACUCCGGUCUUUCAGUCAGGGGAACCAGAGAGACCAAGAUGCAUUGCCUUCGAGAUGAGGACGCUCUUAUCCCGUCACCUCGUGGAAGUUUACCAAAAGUUUGCGCUGCAUUGGUGGCUACCAUAGCAACCAUGGGAAUCCUGCUUCUGUCUCCUGGUAGGCUAAUUAACCUGGUAGCUUUAGCAACACUCAUAGUGACUCUUGGGCCCCUGCUGCAUGGACUCUAUCUCCUGUUUGAAGAGCUGCUGCACCAUUCAAACACAAGGUAUCGAGGUCGGUCGCUGCUCGGCCACGUCCUGCCAGCCUGUGGAUUGGGGCCUAAGACUCUGUUGGCGGCAGCAAUGGCCGCCCUCCUGCUGUACCUGACCAGACACUCUCUGAUGCACAAAGGCCAAAGCUGGGAGCUCGUUGUUCUAGUUCCUGUGCUUUAUGCGCUCUUCAAAUCCCUGGGAGUCCUGGGUCCGUCGGAGAUGGAGGUGUCGGACAUCUGUGAGGAGAGAAAGAUGAACGUGGCGCACGGCCUGGCCUGGUCCUUCUACCUCGGUUACCUGCAGCUGGUGCUCCCAAGUUUGGAGAAGUCCAUCGAUUCAUUUCGCGACUCUCAUCGUGACAGCUUCUGGGGUCGCGGCUCCCAGAAGCUCCUCAUCCUCAUUCCUCUCAACGCCAACAUAUCGCACAAGCUGGAGGACGAAGACAGCUACAUCCAGUUCUACGACAGCCUCCCCAACACCGAGCUGCACAGGGCCGGGGUCCGGGACCGCGUCUACAAGCACAGCGUCUACAGAGUGAAGGACGAGCGCGGGAAGGCCCAUGACUGCGCUGUGGAGUAUGCGACCCCCCUGCUGACUCUGUACCGCAUGUCCCAGGAGAGAAACGCAGGUUUUGGGGAGCCUGAGCGCAGGCAGCAGGUCCUUCUCUUCUACCGGACCCUGAGGGACGUCCUGGACCAGUCUCUGGAGUGCCGCAACCGCUACAGACUCAUCCUGAUCAAAGACGAGCAUGAGGAUGACCCUCACUUCCUGUCCAAAACCAUCCUGAGGCAUCUGGAGCAGCAGAACACAGAGGAGUUCUGUCUGAGCGGAGCGCUGCAGCAGGAGACCAACAAACCCGUGGAGGUGGAGGACUGGCACCACUCUGAACCAAUGAGCCGAGAGCCCACGCUGAUGAUCAGCCUGGAUAGGCCUCAGCCACUGAGGGGACCCAUCGAGGACACCGACUUAAACUGAAGCCCGGGGACAGAGGAACACACACACACACACACCACCGCACUGCCCUUCCCCACAGACUAGUUCCUGGAUUUUGGUCAACACUCAUUAGGAGAGCUUAAAGCAGUCUGACUUGUCAUCAUCAACUUAACUUUGUGCUGCUGUUGCAUGAAUUUCCUGCUUAAGAAAUUCAUAAUCUGGAUCUUAAAACAAACCCAGAAAUUGAAUCUGUGAAGCUGUAUACUGUGUCUUUCUUUAUUUUUUUCCCCCCAAAAUGUGUUAAGUCACCUAAAGCAGGCCCACAGCAUCAUGAACCCUCCUCUUACUGCAGAACUCGUUUCACUUGGAUCCAAAGAAUAAAACUUUAACUUCCUCUGUCCCACAGAGACGAAUCACUUAUUUAGAUGCAUUUUAGUGUCGGCUUCUCAUGACUAAAACUAUUAUUUUCAAAUGUAUCCUGCUGAGCAUGCUCUGUGCUAGAGGUGUGCCACACAGGAUAUUUUGGUAUUGAUCCAGUAUGAAGUAAAACCAGAACCAGUAUCACUAAUAUCGAUACCGAUACUUCAUUAUUUAAGCUUGAUACAUCACCAAACGCAAGACUUUUGGGUGUUUGUGGGUAUUUUUUUCUGUAACUUAUUUUA